Messenger RNA from Opisthorchis viverrini, 525 nucleotides. RefSeq lists its product as hypothetical. The coding region runs from base 1 to 525 and encodes 174 amino acids. The transcript has a single exon. Gene Ontology annotation, biological process: monoatomic ion transmembrane transport. The record is from RefSeq and is a predicted model, not a curated record. NCBI's taxonomy places the organism in Eukaryota, Metazoa, Platyhelminthes, Trematoda, Opisthorchiida, Opisthorchiidae. Gene Ontology annotation, cellular component: membrane. Gene Ontology annotation, molecular function: transmembrane signaling receptor activity; extracellular ligand-gated monoatomic ion channel activity.
AUGAUCAUGUGGCUUCAUGGUGCGGUUCUGGAUGUCACAUGUCCACUGGAUUUUUCAAGGUUCCCAUUCGACACUCAAACGUGCUAUUUGAUAAUCACUCCAUGGCAGAGUUCCAUGAAACAAAUUCAACUGCAACCAAUGCAACAUGGUCCCACGGUGGAUAACAAUUACCUUCCAAAUUCCAAUGUGAGUGAAUGGAAAAUUGAGGAGAUACAAUUUAGUCUGGAAAGCUAUCGAAGUCAAUUUAGUGUUGCUUACCAAUAUAUCAAAGUGUCUAUUCGAAUCAAACGGCAACCCCUUUACUUCGUCAUCAUGGUCCUUGUGCCGUUCUUCAUGCUGUCAUGGUUGGCCUGCUUGAUAUUCACAAUUGGAGAUACAGGAGAUCGCUUGGCUGUAGCCUUGUCUCUAAUUCUCAGUAUGACCAUGUAUGUGGUGAUUGUCUCCUCAAACGCACCUCGAUCGAUGCGAACGGUUCCUCUGCUGGGUGAGUCUUGGUCUAUUCUUUGUCGGUACACCACAUUUUAA